Molecule: messenger RNA, 840 nt
Organism: Liolophura sinensis
Lineage: Eukaryota; Metazoa; Mollusca; Polyplacophora; Chitonida; Chitonidae
Exons: 2
Coding region: 87-620 (177 amino acids)
Molecular function (GO): calcium ion binding
Source: RefSeq, a predicted model, not a curated record
GCGAGACAGAGCUUGGAAGUGAGCACAAGGACCGCAGAGCGGAGCACCACUCUGAAAAGGCGUCGCGAGUUUCUUCGAAGAUAGAUAUGGAUGCGUAUGAAAAACAAAGGUGGACGGGACUUUAUAGGUUCUUGAACGUAAGCGGCUCGGGCCUAUUGACCAUUUCGGAACUCAUGGAGUAUCCAUGUCAUCUGUUACGGGAAGGAAAGGUGGAAGAUGCCUGUAGAAUAGCCAAAGUCUUAAAAAGAAUCUGGGACGCAAAUCUGGAACAAGCGGGCCGAUCCAAGGGGGAAACGUCCUUAAAUCUAGAAGACUGGAUCAAAGGCCAUUACGGUAGGAGCGAGCAGGAUUGGUACCACAAUGAAGCUAUUCCAUCUCUCGCAGGCGCCAUGUUUGACAUAAUGGACGAGAACCAUGACAACCUAAUUAGUCUCGCGGAGUGGCGAGAUCACUACAAGAGGCACGGGGUAAAGAACGAGGAGUUUGUCCGCUCAACUUUUGCCAAGAUGGAUACAAACAGCGACGGUUCCAUCUCCCGACAGGAAUUUGAGUACGCUUUAAAAAUGUACUUGAAACACGACCCGGACAAUGAUUACUCAUUUCUGUACACCGUUGAGUAGACAAAACUGAACAUACUCAAUGUGAUUCGAGCAGCUGUAACAUCAACGCUAAUCGGCAGACAUUAUUAAUCAGAUUCAGUGUGACAUAAACGCAAACCUAAUUCUAUCAGAUUCCCUUUGAGCAUCCAGUUACUCAUGUCGUAUGGCAUUUAUAUACAUAUGUUAUCCUUAACAAUUGGCAAGAUUCAAUCAGUCGGAUUCAUUUUGGCUGUUCACUUGC